GAUGGACAGUUGGGACAGCCAAUUCAUGGAGAAAGAGCAAUGCUUUCAAUUCGUGGUUCCAGUCGAUGUGAAGUUCAAGGAUGCAAACGGAAAGCAAGGUUCGAAAUGUCAGGAUGUAUGCAUGACGUCUGUGGUUUCUGUCUGAAAUCAAUGGAUGUUAUUGUCAAUUUUGAAAAGCAUGAAAUCCAGAAUGCAUUUGCCUGCCCGGUGUGUGUCAGCACAAGAGGAAACACUUGGUUAUCUACAUGUAGCAUAAGAUGGAUGGAGAAAAUUGAUGUUUACAAAUUUUUAAUUGCAAAGAAUAUUUGCAUCUGUUGUUUUCAAAUUAAGACAUUUGGUUUAUUCCCGUGCAACCAUAAUAUUUGUUGCCUUUGCCUGAAAAAAAUACUUAGCCAUUCUGAAGAAUACAUUUGCAUUUUGGAGGACUGUCAUGUAAAAUUCAAUCUCUCAGAGUUGAUGGAAAUGUACGAAAAUUCCAUUUCGGAAACGGUGACUCCUCCUCCUCCCUGUGUGCCAAUGGCACAAAAUGGUCUGCAUUAUUGCAAGAGAUAG
This is a messenger RNA of Saccostrea cuccullata (small rock oyster), 552 nucleotides long. RefSeq lists its product as uncharacterized. Lineage: Eukaryota; Metazoa; Mollusca; Bivalvia; Ostreida; Ostreidae. The record is from RefSeq and is a predicted model, not a curated record. The transcript is spliced from 5 exons. The annotation marks the transcript as partial.